This is a messenger RNA of Cetraspora pellucida, 195 nucleotides long. NCBI's taxonomy places the organism in Eukaryota, Fungi, Glomeromycota, Glomeromycetes, Diversisporales, Gigasporaceae. The record is from the annotation of a GenBank genome assembly.
CAAUUUCCAAAAUAGAUUAUAAUAGCAUUGAUUGGCAAACCUUACUUUGUAAAGUAAUUGAAGAAUUAUCAAACAAGAUAUACCAUCUGCAAUAUAAAAAUAGAAUUCUUGAUAUAUCUUUUAAUACAAAUGAGCUUAUGCCAUUAGGACCAACUAUGUAUGAAGAACUUGAAGACUGUGAAAAUAAAGUUAUUA